Molecule: messenger RNA, 5275 nt
Organism: Cygnus atratus (black swan)
Lineage: Eukaryota; Metazoa; Chordata; Aves; Anseriformes; Anatidae
Gene: CDKL5
Product: cyclin dependent kinase like 5
Exons: 19
Coding region: 273-3350 (1025 amino acids)
Biological process (GO): protein phosphorylation; regulation of dendrite development; positive regulation of axon extension
Cellular component (GO): dendrite cytoplasm; nucleus
Molecular function (GO): ATP binding; protein kinase activity
Source: RefSeq, a predicted model, not a curated record
GGGGGAGCGCGGUCAGGGGGCGGCGGCGGUGGAGCGGGUGCGAGGGGAGCGGCGGAGCCGCGGAGCCGGCGCCGAUCCGGAGCGGAACCGGAGCAGAUCCGGAGCGAGGAAGCUACUGACUGCCUAGAAAUUAGGAAAGCGCGUAAGAAGUCCAGUUGAUCAAGGUGGAUUUUUUUUCCAAGAGUCUUUUCACAGUUGCCUUUUACAAGAUAUUUGGACGCUCCCCAUUGUGCCAUGUUUUGUGGCUCUUACUGUAAGAAGAAUUCGUCUUGAUGAAGAUUCCUAACAUUGGUAAUGUGAUGAAUAAAUUUGAGAUCCUUGGGGUUGUAGGUGAAGGAGCCUAUGGCGUUGUACUUAAAUGCAGACACAAGGAGACACAUGAAAUUGUGGCAAUCAAGAAAUUCAAAGACAGUGAAGAAAAUGAAGAAGUCAAAGAAACCACUUUACGAGAGCUUAAAAUGCUUCGCACUUUGAAACAGGAGAACAUAGUGGAGCUGAAGGAAGCCUUCAGAAGAAGAGGAAAAUUAUACCUAGUAUUUGAAUAUGUGGAAAAAAAUAUGCUUGAAUUGCUAGAAGAAAUGCCAAAUGGAGUUCCACCAGAAAAAGUGAAAAGCUAUAUCUACCAGCUAAUUAAAGCAAUUCAUUGGUGUCAUAAGAAUGAUAUUGUUCAUAGAGAUAUCAAACCAGAGAAUCUCUUAAUAAGUCACAAUGAUGUUCUGAAGUUGUGUGACUUUGGCUUUGCUCGUAACCUCUCUGAAGGAAGCAAUGCUAACUAUACAGAAUACGUGGCUACCAGAUGGUACCGCUCACCUGAACUGUUGCUUGGAGCCCCAUAUGGAAAGGCUGUGGAUAUGUGGUCUGUGGGCUGUAUCCUGGGCGAGCUGAGUGACGGACAACCCUUGUUCCCUGGGGAGAGCGAGAUUGACCAGCUCUUUACCAUUCAGAAGGUGCUAGGCCCACUGCCAGCCGAGCAGAUGAAGCUCUUCUACAGCAACCCACGCUUCCAUGGCUUGCGGUUUCCUGCAGUCAAUCAUCCACAGUCUUUAGAGAGAAGAUACUUGGGAAUUUUAAGUGGUGUAUUGCUUGAUCUUAUGAAGAACUUACUGAAGUUAGAUCCAGCAGACAGAUACUUGACAGAACAAUGUUUGAACCAUCCUUCGUUUCAAACACAAAGACUCUUGGAUCGCUGUGGAAGCUCGCCUUCACGGUCAGCUAAGAGAAAACCUUACCACGUAGACAGCAACACGUUAUCUAACAGAAAUCAAGCCAGCAAAAGUUCUGCUUUGCAGUCACACCACAGAUCAAACAGCAAGGACAUACAGACACUAGGGGUUGGCGGCCCAAGAGAAGAGGGUCUUCCAGCAAAUGAAAGCUUUUUAAAUGGAAACCUUUCUGGAGCUGCACAUAGCCCAAUGCAUACAAAGAAGUCAAGCAACCAGCCUGGAUCUGGUAACAAAGAUCUAGCCAAUAAUAACAUGCCACAUCUUCUUAGCCCAAAGGAAACAAAGGCCAAAACAGAAUUUGAUUUUAACGUGGACCCCAAAAGUUCUGAUGGUCCAGGCACAAAGUACAUGAAGUCUAACACCAGAUCUCAGCAGAACCGGCACUCGUUUAUGGAAACUUCUCAAAGCAAAACUGGGACACUGCAACCCGGUGAUAAGCAUAGUCGCCACAGCUACAUUGAUACUAUUCCACAGUCUUCUAAGAGUCCUUCAUAUCGGACAAAGUCAAAGAGCCACGGGGUUCUGACAGACUCAAAAUCCGUGGGCAACCUGUCUGAGGCCAGGGCUCAGGCUGCAGAACCAAACAGCAGUCGCUAUUUUCCAUCCAGCUGCAUGGACUUGAAUUCUCCCACCAGUCCGACCGCUCCCCGACACGGUGAUAACAGAACUUUGCUCAGCCCAUCUGCUAGGAAUAACCGCAGCGAGGGUACCCUGGACACCCGAAGACCAUCGACCAGGCACUCCAAAACAAUGGAGGAGUUAAAACUGCCAGAUCACAUGGAUGGAAGCCAUUCCCACUCACUGUCUGCUCCACAUGAAUCUUUUUCCUAUGGUCUAGGUUAUACCAGUCCUUUUUCUUCGCAGCAGCGCCCUCAUAGACACUCGAUGUAUGUGAGCCGGGACAGAGUGAGGUCAAAGGGCUCAGAGGGUGGCUUAAACAUAGGGCAAGGGAUGGCAGCCAGAGCAAACAGCCUGCAACUGUUAUCUCCACAGGUGCAGCAUAAGUCACUCACAAGGUCUGUUGGCUCCUCACGAGAAGACUGUACAGAAGAUACUAAUAGGCAGAGUGACCAGAUUCCAUCAGAAACAAAUUUAACAAGACCUCCAGUAAAAGAUUCCUCCAGAGAUGUUACAGCUGCAUUUCAUUCACGACGAAAAUCUGAGGGUGGAGCAUAUCAUGAUCCACACACAGAAGAUGGAGCAUCUACUAAAGAAAAUAGAAUUCUGUAUAAUGACCCUGUUCCAAGAAGAGUUGGCAGCUUUUACAGAGUUCCAUCUCCACGUCCAGAGAGUACAUACAUAGAAAACAAUGUGUCAAACAGAGCCUCUGUAUUACCAGCAGACAGCAGCACGGUGGCAAACCACUCAAAGAGACAAACCACCUUUGAUACCUGGAAAAGUCCUGAAAAUCUUAGCAGUCACUCUGAACAGCUCAAGGAGAAAGAAAAGCAAGGGUUUUUCAGGGCAAUAAAAAAGAAAAAGAAGAAAUCUCAAACUACAAACUCAACCAACGGGGAGAAUCCAAGCAUCAAGAAAUCCCUCUUCCCUCUUUUUAAUUCAAAGAAUAAUUUAAAGCAUAGUUCUUCUUUGAAAAAGCUUCCUGUAGUCACUCUACCCAUGAUGCCUAGCACUGAUGGUCAGGAUCUCUUGGCAUUACAGAAAGCCAUUCAUUCUACUAAUCACCAGAGCAGCAGGCAGAAGGAUUGGCAUCCUGAGAAGAUGACAGAAAUCCAGCCUCAUAGCCAGCCAUUAAAAUCUCUUCGCAAGCUGUUACACCUCUCCUCUUCAAACCAUCCUGUCCCUGCCGAGCCUCGCUUCCAGCCCCUACCAAGCCAGCCGGCCAAAGCUGCUUUUUCUGAAGUGCGAAUUCACCCCAUGAGUCAAAGCUCCAGCAGCGGCAGCAGCAACGCGCGGCAAGAGCCGCAGGCAAAGGCCAGGCCAACGCUGCAGAUCCCGAGCCAGCUGGAGCCCACCUGGCACGUCUCCCCCGUCAACAGGAGCGCGAGCGACGGGCCUCCCUACUCUGACCAGCCGCCCUCCAAGAGUGGGCAGAACGGGCACGCGUAUAACCGAACAAACCGGUCACGGAUGCCAAAUCUGAACGACCUGAAAGAGACAGCCUUGUAAUUGCACUCCAGGCAGUAGGCCAGCUCGCACAGAGGUCAGCGUAGGGGAGUGGUGGUGGUUCUGGUGAUGGUAAGACUGUAUUUUCAGCUUUAUAAAGGUGUGCAAUAUGUACAUGUGGAGCUAUGUUGUUUGGCACCACAGCGAGAGUCAGGGAUUAUACAGUAAACCAAGUCGAAUUAUGAAUUACUAGUCAUCAGAAAUGUCACUGGACGAUAGGCAGAGUGUGCCAUUCAGGGAGAAAAAUGUAUUGCCAUUUUCUCUCAUUUACAUUCCAGCUUAGAGCACAUCUCUGUCAGAAAGCUGGGAGACUUCUGGUAUGUAUUGGCACUUACAAGGGUGAAAACAUUCAUGUCUAGACCUAUGCCCUUACUACAUUUUUUGCUGCCUAGUUAAAACAGUGGGGUUUAUGUGAUAAAAGUGUAUCCCCGUUAAGGGUUUAAAGUUAAAUUGUAUGUCUUAAAUUUGUUUUUUAAACUUCCAUAUUUGAUAGGAUUUGUAAUAUUUAUUUAUGAUGACCUAAUAUCGUACUGUUAUAAUCAUAUCUUUUAUGUUAUAAUGUAAAGUUAUUUUGAGCUGUUUGAAACAUUGUGAAGCAGUGCAACAGCUACAGUAGUUUCUAUAAAAAACUAAUAGUAACAUUUAUAUAUUGCAUCAGGAGUAUUUUAUUCUAUAUAUAAAUAUAUAUAUAUAAAUGGAAAAUAACUGUCUGUUUUUUAAAUAUACUCAUUUAAAAGAAAAGUAUUGUUAUGACACUAUCUGCCAUAUUUUUAUACAUUUGUGAUAUAAAGUGCAGUAUUAUACUUCUAAUAAAAGGAAGUUGAAUGUGGAUAUAAAUGUGACUGUAACAGUAUGAAUCUUGCUCAGCUAUGAGAGCCCAAUAUUAUAGGAAUUACUGAUAACAAACAAAAGACAACAUUCAAUUCCAAGCUUUAUUAUGGGCUAUUUUGUUGGAAGUAUUGGUUAAAUGUAAGAGACUGCAGAACUGUACAGUAAUCUAAAUGUGGUAUGGUCUCCCCUGCGUCCUUAGAUUUCCUAAUAAUAAUCAUAGGAUUUCUGCAUCUACAUAGAGAGAUUAGAGCCCCAGAACCAUUUUUUUUUCCUCUAAAGAGAUAAAGUGCCCCAUGACUACAAGCUAAAGCAGGUGCUCUUCCACUUAAUAGUAGGGGUGAAAACCAAAGAAACAUAGCAUGAAUUGCAAGUGAAAUGCCAAACUUUGACACUUAAUGCAUAGCAUGGCACUGCAGAUCAUGGUGUAAGCUUUUAUGCAUAUGUGUAUUUUACAUCUUGUUUUAGCAAUCUAUUAAGAUAAACACUGUAUUUAAAUUAAAAGUACUCUUGCACUUUUUCUUAUAUUUCAGGAUGUAUUUAAAACUACAAAUCUGAUAUUUGGAUAUUGAGGGAGAAGGUUGCCGUGCAGCUUAAUUUCUCCUUAGAUCUUACUGUCCCAAUAUUCCCAUACACAGUUCAGUGACCAGUCUCAGCAAAAUACUAGAUCUUGGGUUCCAGUCUCCUGUACAACAUUGUUAAAACUGCCUUUACGUUGGUGAAUGUCAAGUAUAGCAAAUAUAUAACCUGAUUCCUCUGUUGCUACCAGUAAAAUAAAUGGAAGGUGAGUUGGUAGGAGUCAAAAGAGUUAUGCCAGUCUAAACUUUGUGCAAUAAGAGGAGAGUCAGGCCUGUAGUGUCAGAACAAUACAAUCUUUCCUUUUCAAACACGUUCAUUCAACUCCCUCGUUACUCUGCAGCAUAGUUCAUUUUCUAUAUGGUGUCGUCAGAAGACACUUGUACCUGCAAAUAUGUUGUCUGUUCCGAGAAGAGAUUAACCUGAAUGUAAAAUUGAUGACUUAGCCAUAGAUAUAGUUAACAGAAGUAGCCAGACAGUAAGAGCUGAACUUCCUACUUUGAAAACAAUGCAAACUGGACGUG